Messenger RNA from Choloepus didactylus (southern two-toed sloth), 6753 nucleotides. It is a transcript of the gene CCPG1, whose product is annotated as cell cycle progression 1. Lineage: Eukaryota; Metazoa; Chordata; Mammalia; Pilosa; Megalonychidae. The transcript has 12 exons. Bases 351 to 2882 code for a protein of 843 amino acids. Gene Ontology annotation, cellular component: membrane. The record is from RefSeq and is a predicted model, not a curated record.
GCCCUCUUUAACAUCGGUCUUCCUAAUCGAUGUAUUCUCGGCAGCAGCUGUCCCACGCACUGCCUUCAUCUUCACCAGCUGGAGAUUCCAUCUCAAGAAACCACCUUCUUUGCUCAUCCAUAAGAAGCAAUUCCUCAUCCAUUAAAGUGUUAUCAUGAGAUUGCUGCAAUUUGAUCACAUCUUCAUGCUCCACUUCUAAUUCUGGUUCUCGUGCUAUUUCCACCACAUCUGCAGUUACUUCCUCCACUCAAUCUUGAACCCUUCAGAGUCAUCCAUGAAGAUUUCUACAAAUAAAGUCUUCCAUGUGAGAUGAAAUGUUUCAUGAGAUUCCUUUUGAAAAUACCUGAAAAAUGUCUGAAAAUUCCAGUGAUAGUGAUUCUUCUUGUGGUUGGACUGUCAUCAAUCAUGAGGGGUCUGAUAUAGAGAUGGUGAAUUCUGAACAUGGUGCAGCCAGUGACAGCCGUGAACUCACUCCAGAAUGUUCAUUUUUAGAGCAAGAGGAGCCACAGGUAUUGGAAUUAGAGCAGGGAGAAAGCAGCCAAAAUGGCACAGUGUUAAUGGGAGAAACUGCUUAUCCAACUUUGGAAGAAACAAAGUCAGCCCUUGAGGUAGAGGAAGAAAAGCCAUCUGAAGACAAUGUCUAUUUUGGAACUGUCAGUGAUGAUUCUGAUAUUGUUACCCUUGAACCACCUAAGUUAGAGGAAAUUGGAACCCAAGAAGAAUCUCUAAUUGUCAAAGAAGCACAGAAUCCAGAAGACUUUAACAUGGGCUCUUCCUCUAGCAGCCAGUAUACAUUCUGUCAGCCAGAAACUGAAAGGUGGUGGGAGAAGCUGUGGAAGAUUCCAGAAUGCAUAAGGGGAUGGGAUGAUCAGCUGAAACACCAUGUUCCUAGCCAACUCGCUUUCCAAGUAUUUUCAUCUCAACCUAGCGACGACGAAUCAAGUAGUGAUGACACCAGUCCUCAGCCCAGUCAUGCCUUUAGACGACGCCGUGCUAGGAAGAAGACUGUUUCUAGUUCAGAAUCUGAAGAGCGGCUACUUGCUGAACGAGAAACCGAACCUUCCAGGGAGAAGUUGUAUAAGUACCAGUUCAGCAGUGGUCUCAAUAAAUGUGUUAUACUUGCUUUGGUGAUUGCAGUUAGCAUGGGAUUUGGACAUUUCUAUGGUACAAUUCAGAUUCAGAAACGUCAACAGUUGGUCAGAAAGAUACAUGAAGAUGAAUUGAAUGAUAUGAAGGAUUAUCUUUCCCAGUGUCAACAGGAGCAAGAGUCUUUUAUAGAUUAUAAGUCAUUGAAAGAAAACCUUGCAAGGUGUUGGACCUUUACUGAAACAGAGAAAAUGUCCUUUGAAAGUCAGAAAAAGAACCUUGCUACAGAAAAUCAGUAUUUAAGAUCAUCUCUGGAGAAGGAAGAAAAAGCCUUAUCUUCAUUACAGGAAGAGCUAAGGAGACUAAGAGAACAGAUUAGGAUACUGGAAGAUAAAGGAACAAGUACUGAAUUAGUUAGUGAAAAUCAGAAACUUAGGCAACAUUUGGAAGAGGAAAAGCAGAAAAUAAAUAGCUUCCUUAAUCAAAGGGAGACUCUGCUGGCAGAAGCAAAGAUGCUAAGAAGAGAACUGGAGAGAGAACGACUAAGAACUGUUGCCUUAAAGAUGGAACUUCAGCAGUUAAUCACUAGACAGUCCUAUGGUGACCCAUACUCUCCCACUGUAUUGGCUGAAAAAAAGGAAAUAGAAACCUUACGGGGAAGACUCACUGAGCUGGAGCAGAAGCUAACAUUUGAACAGCAGCGUUCUGACUUGUGGGAAAGACUAUAUGUUGAGGCAAAAGAUCAAAAUGGAAAACAAGAAACUGAUGGAAAAAAGAAAGGGGGCAGAGGAAACAGUAGGGCUAAAAAUAAGUCAAAGGAAACAUUUUUGGGUUCAGUUAAAGAAACAUUUGAUGCCAUGAAAAAUUCAACCAAGGAGUUUGUGAGGCAUCAUAAAGAAAAAAUUAAACAGGCUAAAGAAGCUGUGAAGGAAAAUCUAAAAAAAUUCUCAGAUUCAGUUAAAUCUACUUUUAGACAUUUCAAAGAUAACACCAAGAAUAUCUUUGAUGAAAAGGGGAAUAAAAGAUUUGGUGCUACAGAAGAAGCAGCAAAAAAACCAAGAACAAUUUUUCGUGAAUAUUUACAUCCACAGAGUAAGGCAGCUACACAAAACCAGAACAGUAGAGGCCCUACUAUACAAAGAGAGGAAAGGAAAGAAAAGCCAGUUCAAUUUGAAGGAUGUGGAAAAAAUACAAAUUCCCAGAAAUGCAGUGCUGAACCUCAGUGUGGUAAAAAUUAUCAUUCUUUGAGAAAGGCUUGUUUUGGUGUAUUUGACUGCGCUCGACAGGAAUCCAUUAGCCUUUUUAAUACAGUGUUGAAUCCUGUAAGGAUAGAUGAAUUUAGACAAUUAAUUGCAAGAUACUUAUUACAAGAACUGAAUGGUUUCUAUCAUUGGAAAGAACUUGAUCAAUUCAUCAGUCAGUUUUUUCUGAAUGGUGUCUUUAUACAUGAUCAGAAGCUCUUCUCUGACUUUGUUAACGAUGUUAAAGAUUAUCUUAAAAACAUGAAGGAAUAUCAAGUAGAUAAUGAUGGAGUGUUUGAGAAUUUGGAUGGAUAUAUAUAUAGACACUUCUUUGGUGAAACAUUUUCCCCUCCAUAUGGACCCAGUCGACCUGAUAAAAGGCAACGUAUGGUAAAUAUUGAAAACUCCAGGCGCCGAAAACAAGAGCAGAAGCACCCUCAGCCACAGCCUUAUAAAAGGGAAGGUAAAUGGCAUAAAUAUGGUCGCACUAAUGGAAGACACAUGGCAAAUCUUGAAAUAGAAUUGGGGCCGUUACCUUUUUAUCCUAAAUAUUGAUCAUCAUGAUUAAGUUAAAUUAGAAAAUUGUAAGAAACAUGGAUGCUUUCUACAAUGUUUGAUGUUGAAACUAAGAUGAAAUUAUAAAGAUGACUCUUUUUUCCUUUUCUAAGUUUGAUGACUUUAUACUGUUACUCAGAUGCAUCAAUCAAAAGCUUACUAACCUGCAUUUUCCUGUAGUUUAGCUUUGUUGAAAUUUUUUGGCACUGGAAAUGUUCACCUGUAGUAUUUUUUUGUUAAACCAGGCAUGCAACAGAUUUUAUGCAUGAAAUGAGACUUCCUUUCAGUCUGAGCGUAAAGCAAAUGAGCUAAAAUCACACAUGACAAAGUGUAAUUAACACUGAUACUUGUGUUAAAUUUACAGUAGAGCUUUUAAAAAGUACAUUGUGAUGCAGUAUCAUCUUUAGCAUUUUAUAAUUUUAAUUUUACACUUGCUUCUUGUCUUUUUGUGGGUUCAAGAGCCCGUUGACUUGUGAAGAAUUUGCUGUCUUCUUGUGAAAGCUUGCUGACUUGUUCUCUUGUGAAAUUUCUUGAUUAUCUGAAUAUUGUGGAAGAACAAUAAAACUACACCAUGAAGAAAACGAAAGGUCUUUAUUUAAAAAUCUGGCAUUGUAUUAAUAUGUGAUUUUAUACUUUGUGAAAUUUUGUGCAUUUCCUUGGUAGUCCUAUUAGGUAAAGCAGUUCAUAGGGGGUUUUUUGUUUGUUUUGUCUUAUCCAGAGUUUAAGUAUCUAAGCAUUACUUGUUUAUACCAAGCAAUGUCAGUUUGCCUUGGAAAGAGCUAAACACAGUUCAGAAUUUCAUCUUCUGUUGAGUAUCCUUUUAAAUUUCCGCUCAUAGAUGUGUAUGUGAUUCCCAGUUCGACCCUCUGGCAAGUGAGUGUGGAAGAUAACAGCUGUUCUCUCAUAGUUUUUUGAAAUCAGGAAAGCACUUAUUUCCUGGAAGUAAAUAAAUGUCUGUAUAAAUAAGGAUACAUUUUAACUGCAUACUGUUUCAAAGAAUUUUAGAAGUACCUAUUUUAAUUGCUCUUCUACAAAUGUUCUCUUAAUAAAACUUAAAGUUUCCUAAUAAAAGUGUUAACUUAUGGUAAAUAUGUACCUUGACAGUUAAUAGAACUGGGCUGAUUUUGACUGGGGAAAAGACAAUUACAAAAUACCAGCACUGAAAGGGAGGGCCAUAGAAAGGUUAUGUUAUUUAUUUGUCGGGUAUUUGCUAUACCUGAGAUGGAAAAAAUAUAUUAAGUUUUCCCUUUUAUCAUGUUUACUUACCUUCUCCAAAACGCUGAAGAUGAUCAAGUGAGUAGGCAAUAACGCAUCUCUUUGAAACUCAUUAUAUAACCAGUUUAAGGGAUUUAGAUAAAAAAUUUCUGCUUCAUCCAGAUAAUCACUUUUUCCAGUCAGGUCUGGGGGACAUUGGAGAAAUCUCAUUGGAAGUGGGCAGUGAACAUGGCUAUGAAAACAAAGUUACCAUAAUAGUUACAAGAAGUUAAAAAAAUUGUGAAAAUAUUCAAAUUACUCAUAAGAUAUAUUGUGUUCUUAUAACAAAUGUGAGGUCUGAAUCUAUAAACUGGGCUCCACAAGAUGAGGAAUGAAGAGUUCAAUACAGUUUUCUCAAAAGAUGGAGAACAUAAUUUCUAUACCAUGUGGCUGUAGAGCAGCAGCACAACAAAAAAGUCCAAACUAAAGCAUGAAACUCCAUUUCUAGGUGGGAACUUAAUAUUCUUUAGCAUUAGUAUGCCAUUCCAGGACUUCAGCUUGCUUUUGGGCCAGGUUAGUUAUUUGUCACAGGACAGUGAUUCUCCAUAAGCUUAUAUGGCAAGGUAGAAAACUGUGGUCAUGAACCAGAAAGGAUUCUUGCUCUCUCCCCUAUGUACUCUGGCUCUUGAUGCUUGAAAGGGGAUAGAUAACAUAUUUAAAUGACAAGUUUCUUCCUAUUUUUAAAAUUUUUUUUUUUACCUUAUAUAUUUAUAUAAAUAUGAUUGCUUAUAGAGAACAGCAUAUGUUCACUGAUUAACAUCGAAGUAAGUAAUGGUUUUAUUGUGGCAUAGAAAGACCAGAGUGUCUCUGUGAAAAGAUGGAUUCAUUGCCAACACUAAUCAAGGCACAUUUAAGCCAAUUACUUGGACCAUGCAAAAAUCCAUGUUUAUAACUUUGCCUUAGGAAAAUUAUAACUUAAUACAAAGAGUUAAGAUGUCCAGUUAGAAGCAAAGUUAAAAAAUUACGUAGAAGAGGUUUAUCAAUGAAAUGCAAUUAAAGUAAAUUUAUAAAAAAUCUAAUAACUUUAAGACUUUUAUUAUAAUUUUGGAGAUACUGGUCCUAUUGCAAGAGGGGAGCAGAAACUCCUGAGGAAAAGCUGCCAGCUUUACAUCCCAAAGUAGGAAUCAGCUUUUUCCCCCUCCAUUGUGUGCUUUGAAAAAGAGUAAAGUGAGAGCUUGUGAACUAUACAAAGCGUCAGACAUCUGCCAGUAUAGCCAUAUAAGGAGGGCAUCUUGGUAUCUCUAGAAUUCUGGUUCUCUGCAGUAUUACCAUUAGAGUGAGCAUGGAGGGAGAAAUGAGUGAAUGUAUCUAUUUUGGUCCCAGUGUUAAAGUUUUUUUUGCAAGGGAUCCUUGAGUUGAAGGGAUACUUGAGGUCUUUCCGUCUAAGCCAGGCCUUGUGCUAGAAAAUUUGUGAUUUUCUAAAUUGUGUAUUAAUGAUUGGCAUUAAUGAAUCAGUUAAACAGAGCAUUUUAAAAGGGUUAAAUUCCGCUAAAGUGAUAUCCACAUUAAUGUUAAGUUGACUGCUUGAAUGUACAUAUAGAAAAUUAACAUCAGAUUGUUUAAACCCAGAUUGAGUUAAAUAGGAGUAGCAUUUCCUAUAGGAAAGCUGGCUGCUUUAGCCAAUACUGUCAUUGGGUAACUGGUAACUAAUUUGGCUUUCUGAAAUUAAGUAUAGGGUCAAAUGGACAUCUUCUUAAAAUUCCCCUGCAUAUUUGAAGCAAUUUAGUAUUUUACAUUUCCUAGAAACAAUUUAAGCAUAGAAAACCAUCUAAUUGAAUUGCUAAUUUACAGAGAGAGACACCUGACAUCCAGAGAGAUUAAAAGACUGGUUUAAGACCAGGGCAACAGUCCAGUAGUAAAUCUGGACUAGAAUUCAGUGCUUUGAGAUAACAUAAAUAUAUUUAUAGCAAGAUCAAUGAUAACUUAUUAAGAAAACUAUAAAAUACUUCUAAAACAACCUUUAUCCUACACUUAAAUCAGACUCUUUUAAGAAUAAGGUGUUUAAAAUUAAAAAUAAAAAUAUUAAUGGUUAUUUAAAAGUGGAAAAUAAUAUUCAUUGACAAAGUUCAAAUGGGUUUUAAAAAUCCAUCAAUGAAUAAAUAAAUGGGAAUUUCAAAUUUCUUGUAAUCAUUUCAUCAGUGAUAAUUUAAAUUCUGGAAUCUAAAAAGGAAUUUUAAAGCACUCAGUUUCACUGUCUAGUAGCAUAGAAGAGAACAACUUUUAUUACCUGUAAUAAGGAGUAGAGUGGCAAGGCAUCAUUACAAAUACUGAAGAGUUACUAGGACCAUUGUAACAGAGUUCUUGAAUGUGACUCAUGACAUCAAGAGUACCUCGUUGAUGGACUAAUCCAGUGUAGAAGGCAAGCAUUAUAUUUGAUAAAAACAAGAAACUUAUAGCUGGUUUCUUCCAAAUUUUCAGGUGGUUUAGUGAGUAUCCUAUAUGAAGAUACACACAAUUAACUGAAACAUUGGAAUUGAGCUGUCAAAGAUGGGCACAUCUUUUGUUUUUUAUAGCUAUGUAAAUGUUAACUGCGAAUACAUUUGUAAUUUUUCAUGAAGACAACACAAGCUGAAAUGCUGGCAUGGACAAACAAGGAAUAAACAAUAAGUCAUAUUCA